Molecule: messenger RNA, 788 nt
Organism: Solanum stenotomum
Lineage: Eukaryota; Viridiplantae; Streptophyta; Magnoliopsida; Solanales; Solanaceae
Product: ethylene-response factor C3
Exons: 1
Coding region: 10-594 (194 amino acids)
Biological process (GO): regulation of DNA-templated transcription; ethylene-activated signaling pathway
Molecular function (GO): DNA-binding transcription factor activity; DNA binding
Source: RefSeq, a predicted model, not a curated record
UCUGAACAAAUGGAUUAUUCAUCAUGGGAUGAUCUUCUUUUUCAGUACAAUUCACUUCCAUUUAACGUUAACGAUACAGAAGAUAUGUUACUAUUCAAUCUUGGAUCAUCGCAAGAAACAGUGAACUCGUCGUCUAGUACUUAUGGAAUAAAGGAAGAGGAAGUGACCUCAUAUGAAGAAGAAACAGAAGGUGAAAAGGAAAAGAAUUACAGAGGUGUUAGAAAGAGGCCAUGGGGGAAAUUUGCUGCUGAAAUUCGUGAUUCUACGAGGAAUGGUGUUCGUGUAUGGCUAGGUACAUUUGAUAAUGCUGAAGAAGCUGCGUUAGCGUAUGAUCAAGCUGCAUUUGCUAUGAGAGGUUCCAUGGCUAUACUUAAUUUUCCUGUGGAGAUAGUUAAGGAGUCAUUAAGUGAAAUGAAGUGUAGAUUUGAUGAGAAUUGUUCGCCGGUGAUUGAAUUGAAGAAGAGAUAUUCAAUGAGGAGAAAGAGUGUGAGUAGAAGAAACAGAGCAAGAAAAGAUGUUGUGGUUUUUGAAGAUUUGGGUGCUGAGUAUUUAGAGGAAUUGUUGAUUUCUUCAGAAAGUAUCACAAAUUUGUGAUUUCUUUCCCCUGUUUCUCAGCUUGCUCUGUUUAUAUAAUAUUGAAUUAGGACUUCAUUUGUUUGAUUGUUUUUUUAAGAGAGGGAAAAUGGGAACGUCUCUCACCAACAACGUGAAAGUUCAGAUUCCCCUUUUCAACUGCAUUUUGUGAAUUCAUUGAUGACUUUAUUAAUUUAUGACUAAUUAUGUUUUUG